CCGCUCUCUGCUUCUCCCAGCAUCUGGAGGCAGAAGUUGCUUCUGGCGCUGGGAGUAGGCGGGUGCUGAGUGUAGACAGGCCUCCGUCGCGGCUCUCCCCGCCUCCUCCCUGCUCUCAGAGACAGAGCCACACGCCUGCUCUCGCCGUCUUCCCCAGAGCUCCCGCCGGCAAGAUGCCACCCUCCAGCCUGGCGAUGGUGAGCGGCCAGGCGCUCCCGGCCUUCCUGCUCUGCAGCACGCUGCUGGUCAUCAAGAUGUACGCAGUGGCCGUCAUCACCGGCCAAGUACGGCUGCGGAAGAAGGCUUUUGCCAACCCCGAGGAUGCCCUGCGACACGGAGGCCUCCAGUAUUGCCGGAACGACCAGGACGUGGAACGCUGCCUCAGAGCCCACCGGAACGACAUGGAGACCAUCUACCCCUUCCUGUUCCUGGGCCUCGUCUACUCCUUCCUGGGGCCCGACCCUUUCGUGGCCCGGAUGCACUUCCUCAUCUUCUUCCUGGGCCGCAUGGUGCACACCGUGGCCUACCUGGGGAAGCUGCGGGCGCCCACCCGCUCCCUGGCCUACACCCUGGCCCAGCUCCCCUGCGCCUCCAUGGCCCUACAGAUCGUCUGGGAAGCAGCCCGCCACCUGUGACCACCAGCUGACACCUCCUUGCCGCCAGACCGCUGACCAUGAGCCUCCCGGGGGACUGGGCAUUCUUUCGAGAUUGUGAUAGGCCCUGGGGCCUGGCUUCCUGGCAAACUGCUAAGCGUGGGGCCCUGG
This is a messenger RNA of Ceratotherium simum simum (southern white rhinoceros), 764 nucleotides long. RefSeq names its product prostaglandin E synthase (gene PTGES). Gene Ontology annotation, molecular function: prostaglandin-E synthase activity. Gene Ontology annotation, cellular component: membrane. Gene Ontology annotation, biological process: prostaglandin biosynthetic process. NCBI's taxonomy places the organism in Eukaryota, Metazoa, Chordata, Mammalia, Perissodactyla, Rhinocerotidae. The record is from RefSeq and is a predicted model, not a curated record.